Messenger RNA from Planococcus citri (citrus mealybug), 1267 nucleotides. RefSeq names its product protein SCO1 homolog, mitochondrial (gene Scox). Gene Ontology annotation, molecular function: copper ion binding; copper chaperone activity. Gene Ontology annotation, biological process: intracellular copper ion homeostasis; mitochondrial respiratory chain complex IV assembly. Gene Ontology annotation, cellular component: mitochondrial inner membrane. Lineage: Eukaryota; Metazoa; Arthropoda; Insecta; Hemiptera; Pseudococcidae. The transcript is spliced from 5 exons. The record is from RefSeq and is a predicted model, not a curated record. Bases 220 to 1059 code for a protein of 279 amino acids.
UGAAAAACAUGGAAUAUUGAACUUUUGAUAAGAAAAUCAAGAAACACUCUGAAGAAAAAGUAGAGAAUUCCAGUCAUUUCGUUAUUCAACUUAGAAGUUUACAACUUCGUGCUAUUAAAGUAGUGUAUUAAUUUCAAGUCCGUAAUCCAAGUGAUUUACUUUUGAUCGGUUCAUCAUUUUGUGUAACUUCUACCCUCGAUUAUUUAUGUGGCUUUAAACAUGACCGGCUUACUUUCCAAGCUCUGUCGUACCACAGCCAUAGCGAGAUUUGUGAAACCGUCAACCGUAUGCCAAAGCCAUGUGUUACGAUCACUCGAAAACAAACGAUUUGCAUCAUCAUUCAAACGAUCUUCUAAUAAACCAGCAAUCACUUGGAAGAACUUAUUAGUUGUUUCCGGUUUCGGCGGAGCUCUGUUGUUUUGGAUGAAAAUGAUUAAAGAUGAAAAAGACCGAAAGGACAACAUUGAGAGAAAAAGGCAGCUCGGAAAGGCUGCGAUCGGUGGACCUUUUGAACUUGUCGAUCAAGAUAAAAAUUUGAGAAAAAGUGAAGAUUUUAAAGGUCAAUGGCUUUUGGUUUAUUUCGGAUUUACCCACUGUCCUGAUAUAUGCCCGGAUGAAAUUGAAAAAAUGGUUAAAACUGUUGAUAUUAUUGAUAGUAACCCGGUGGUGCCAAACAUUCAACCUAUUUUCAUAACCGUCGAUCCGGAUAGAGAUACACCUGAAGUGGUGGGAAAAUAUAUUAAGGAAUUUUCUCCAAAGUUUAUCGGUUUAACUGGAAAUAGAGAACAAAUUGAUAAAGUAUGCAAAGCAUACAGGGUGUAUUACAGCUCAGGUCCUGCGGAUGAAGAUAACGAUUACAUUGUUGACCAUACUAUAAUCAUUUAUUUAAUCAAUCCCGAUGGAGAAUUUGUUGAUUACUACGGACAAAAUCGUGAAGCGUUGGAGGUCGCGCAGGGUAUUGAAUUGCAAAUGGUGAAAUACAAAAAAAUGAAUGAAUCCGCUACCAGCAAAUUAAAGAAUGCAUUCCGUGGAGGAAACGCUAACGUUCAAGGAAGCUGAAACGCCACAUUCUUAGAUAAGAACUACCGAUGAUUAUAUUUCGAUGAUUAACGUAGUGUUACCGUAGGUAUUUUCGUGCCGAUAAUUCGUAAACAUUUGGCAUUCACGAAGUGUUUUUUUAUGAUUUUUUCCUAAAAUAAACAAUUAAAAUAUAUAUAACAUGUAUUAAGGUAAUAGUUUAUAUUAAACUAUUUUCUAGUCUUGAUAA